This is a messenger RNA of Xenopus laevis (African clawed frog), 3793 nucleotides long. It is a transcript of the gene ntrk1.S, whose product is annotated as neurotrophic receptor tyrosine kinase 1 S homeolog. The record is from RefSeq and is a predicted model, not a curated record. Bases 61 to 2655 code for a protein of 864 amino acids. The transcript is spliced from 17 exons. NCBI's taxonomy places the organism in Eukaryota, Metazoa, Chordata, Amphibia, Anura, Pipidae.
CCUGUUUGUCAGCUCCUCCCCAUUUUAGGCUGAUGCUCUCUUGCUUGGGGCUGGGGGCAGAUGCCUGUAGAGCUCACAUUUGUGCAGCUAAAAGGGUGGAAGAAUCAGGAGAGAGAGUAUCAUCACUUAGCUGUGAGACUACAUCCACUGGCUGAGACAGCAGAAGCGAGAGAGAGAUGGAGGGAUGAGCAGAGAAAACAGGGAGUAGGGCAGGUGACCACUGGGAAUAUGGUCUGUUUGGAGAAGAUUCCUAGGACUUUGUCUUGUUUGGAUUCCGCAAUGCUUGGGGGGAUUUGGCGUCCCACCUGCUGGAUGCUGAUAUGUCUCGUCUUCAUACCAGGGGAGGUGAACUCCUGCCCCGACAACUGCCGGUGUUACUGGACCUUGGUCCAGUGCCUGGAACCCAACACCAUUUCCAGCAUCUCCAUCUUUGGGGAGAUGGAGAACAUCACAGAGAUAGUCAUAGAAAACCAGAAGGACUUGUUGAGCCUAACUAAGGAUGAUAUGAAGAACUUCAGAGAGCUGAAAAACCUGACAAUUUCAUCCACUGGGCUGCAGUAUAUCUCAGAAGAUGCCUUCGAAAUGAACCCUCGCAUGACUCACAUAAACCUGUCUUCCAAUUCUCUAGUCUCUAUCUACUGGAGGACAUUUCUGAACCUUCCUCUCCAAGAGCUGAUCCUCACUGGGAAUCCAUUCCGCUGCUCCUGUGAAAUCCGUUGGAUACAGCUUAAGAGGGAGAUGGACUGGGCUGAUCUGGGGAACCAGUCUCUAAGCUGCUGGGCAGAUCAUUUUGAGGUUAUGCUUGAAGAAAUGAUCAUCUCCAACUGCGAACUUCCUCAGGUCAGCAUUGUUAAACAAAACCUGACUCUACUGGAGGGAGCGAAUCUGACCUUAGUGUGCAACGUGGAUGGUCAUCUGUCAACAACAGCCACAUGGAUCUUGCCUGAAAUAUCCUCAUACACUGAAUAUGUGCAAUGGAAUACUUCUGAAGCAGAGAUCUUCUUGAAUCUAUUCAGCAUCUCUCCUGGAUUCAACAAGCGCAAUAUUACUUGUAGAGCUGAAAAUAUGGUUGGACCCAGCGAAGAACAUGUUCAAAUCAAUGUGUUGUUUCCUGCAGUGGUAGUUGCCUUGGAAGAGGCCAUUCCCCAGCACCAUUUCUGCUUCCCCUACACCGUGGAUGGCAACCCUAAACCAGAGAUCCGGUGGCAAUUCAAUGGGCACAACCUGGAGAUGAACAAUUACAUCUUCUCAAAGACUGUUGAAGAGAGUGAGAAUUCCACCGCCAUUCAUGGCUGCCUCUACCUGAAUAAGCCAACCCAUGUCAACAAUGGUAACUACACCAUCCUGAUUUGGAACAUGUUGGGUUCUGCCUCUGAAACAGUCUACAGCAAAUUUAUGGAUAACCCCUUCAGCUUUAACCCGGAGGAGCCCAUACCAGUGUCCCUGUCUCCAGAGGGAGGAGGCAAUAGCACCUAUGUAAACACAGUAGAAACAGUGGAGGAAAACACUUUUGGGAUCUCAGUGGCUGUGGGACUGGCCGUAUUUGCCUGCUUCUUCCUCCUCCUCAUGCUGAUUGUUCUGAAUAAAUGUGGAAGACAUUCUAAGUUCGGCAUUAACAGAGCAGCUGUUUUGGCACAAGAGGACGACCUGGCAAUGUCCCUUCAUUUCAUGAACUUUGGGAGCAGUCCCCUGACCUCCGCUGAGGGAAAACUGGAUGGAAUAAAACCAAACUUCAUUGAGAAUCCACAGUAUUUCUGUGACGCCUGUGUCCAAAACAUCAAGCGAAGAGACAUUCUGCUCAAGUGGGAGCUCGGAGAGGGGGCUUUUGGAAAAGUGUUUUUAGCAGAGUAUUACCGAUUGACCCCCGGGAACGAGAAGACAUUAGUGGCUGUGAAGGCGCUGAAGGAAGCCACUGAAAAUGCCCGUCAAGACUUCCAGAGGGAAGCAGAGCUCCUCACCGUCCUUCAGCAUGAACAUAUUGUCAAAUUCUAUGGCGUCUGUACUGAUGGGGAACCUCUUAUCAUGGUCUUUGAGUACAUGAAGCAUGGAGACCUCAACCGCUUCCUCAGAUCCCAUGGGCCUGAUGCCAAAAUCCUGGACAAUGGCAAUGGCCAACCAUAUGGACAGCUUAACCUGACGCAGAUGCUCCAGAUUGCCUCCCAGAUUGCUUCAGGAAUGGUCUACUUAGCUUCACUCCACUUUGUCCACCGGGAUCUUGCUACAAGGAACUGCCUGGUUGGCAAUAAUCUAGUGGUCAAGAUCGGGGAUUUUGGCAUGUCAAGAGACAUCUACAGCACAGAUUACUACAGGGUUGGGGGUCGCACCAUGCUACCCAUUCGCUGGAUGCCACCCGAGAGCAUUCUGUAUAGGAAAUUCACCACGGAAAGUGAUAUCUGGAGCUUUGGGGUGGUGCUGUGGGAAAUAUUUACCUGUGGGAAGCAGCCUUGGUACCAACUGUCUAAUACAGAGGCCAUCGAAUGCAUCACCCAAGGACGGCAACUGGAAAGACCUAGGACCUGCCCUACAGAAGUCUACAAUAUCAUGCAAGGGUGUUGGCAGAGGGAACCACAGCAGAGGCUAAAUAUUAAAGAGAUCCACAACAAGCUUCAAGCCCUUGUGAAGGCCCCACCAGUAUACUUAGACAUCUUGGAGUAAAAAGACAAAUCUAAGAGAGGUCUUCUGCUAAGUUCAACUUUCAGAAAGGGACCAAGUUCUUUCAAAGAAAAUUUUAAAAAAAUGACUCCUCAGUCCCAGAAAUCAACUAUACGUAUACACCACCUGGCUUUGUCAGUAUUUAAGAUGCAUAUGCUUCUGAUGGAAUAUAUGUCUAUCUCCAUAAGUCACGGGACAAGAAGUAUCUGAGAAUUGUUAAUGAUCAAUAAUGGGGUUGAGUAAAGAAGAUGAGAAGAAAACUAUGCCCUUAUUUUGGCAUCAGUGCUGAAGAGGACUUCUUCCAUAAUGUCCAUAGGAAUAUUACUGGAAGAGGACAUUGACUUAAGUCAAGAUAGAUGUGCUGGUACAGAAUUUAAAGCAUAACUUUAGACUGUAGCAACUGAAGUGGCCAAGAUUUUGACUCUUUUCACCAAUAUGCCUUCUCCUCCCAACCAUGGAAACCAUGUAUUUUCCUUCCGAUGUGGCUGAGAUACAUCAAGAGCCCACCAGCCCAUGUAAAUGUUUUAUUCCUGUGACCAGAAAAUAAUUAACAUUGGCAAAUCCCUCUUUUACUUAUUCUAAGCAACAGAUCUACGGCUAAACUUGGCUUAAACUGGUUCUGACAGAAGGUUCCAAUGGAAUGGUCUGGCUUCUAAUGGAACUUAAGUAGAGCAGAGAAUGUCAGAAUUGUAAAACUAAACACAGCAUGUUGUCUAAUAAGAAAUUCUGGCCUCUAAUGGGAUGCCACUCAUCCCUUAUGGCUUUCCAAGAUGGUACUUUUUUUUUAUUAUUAUUUGUUGCACUUAUCUGCUCAGUCAGGUUCUACACAGUCACAGAAUGUUUGUUAUGAAUUGAUUCUCAGUAUGAAAAGGCAUUGUUUAUGUCUGUAGUUCUCAGACACUCUAUGUAUAUGCUGUAUUAUAGGGAAAUGUGACUUUAUUUAUAACUGACCAAGUGUGUGAGAAGUUAGUCCUUUCCAUAGAAGAAAGAAAUCAACAAAUGAGAUGUUAGAGAGAACUUGGGGAGGGUUUGGGUCUAUUUAAUGAAAUAAAACGUGAAAUCUUUAUUACACGGUGUGUUCUUGAGUCAUAAAGAUUGAUAGCAACAAGUGCAAAGGAAAACACAGUAUUAGUAUCUACAA